This is a messenger RNA of Nicrophorus vespilloides, 668 nucleotides long. RefSeq lists its product as uncharacterized. The record is from RefSeq and is a predicted model, not a curated record. The transcript is spliced from 2 exons. Lineage: Eukaryota; Metazoa; Arthropoda; Insecta; Coleoptera; Silphidae. The coding region runs from base 204 to 551 and encodes 115 amino acids.
UAGCAGCCGAUCGAUGUGUAACCCAGUGUCCGUGCGCGUGGCAGCACUGCUCCGAGUGUCAAUGGACUUCCUGUCAGCUGUGAGCACAGCACAUAUGAUAAUAAUAAUAAAAAAAAAAGAAAGGGAAUAAACUGUCAGUGGUGAGAGGAUCAGGGUUUUAUUAGAGCUGUGCGCUGAGGAUGUCGCAGUGCUGAUCAAUCAUCAUGACUCAGAACAGGAAAAGAGGAAGAAACUCGCACGAGGAUGAGACGGAAUUCAUGCCUCUGUCCAAGAGGAUCAACAAUCUGCACAUAAACAAUGGGAUGAUGCUGGACGGGAGUUCGAGCAGCAGCAGCAUGCCGCCAGGUGAAUGGGGCCCCGGACCGCCGUACUUUCAGCAGCAGCAGCUGCAGCAACCACAGCAGAAUCUGCCAGAAUCUCCACCCGACUCGCUGCAGAGUUCAGAUUGGAGCAACACACCCGAACGGGGACCGAAUCCCUUCUACCUCGACAUAAACAAGCAGCUGUACGAGAUGUACCUUGCCAGAACGCAGAGGACGAGCAACAACUGAAACCUCAUUCUCCUCCACUUGCCGAACAUUAAUCAAUUGUUCCCCAACAACAGCAACAACAAAAACCCACUUACCCUUUACUAUUUUUACAUUUGCAAAUAUUUAUUUAUUAGGUCA